This is a messenger RNA of Fusarium vanettenii 77-13-4, 1607 nucleotides long. RefSeq lists its product as uncharacterized. The record is from RefSeq and is a predicted model, not a curated record. Gene Ontology annotation, molecular function: protein binding. NCBI's taxonomy places the organism in Eukaryota, Fungi, Ascomycota, Sordariomycetes, Hypocreales, Nectriaceae. The transcript has a single exon. Bases 281 to 1252 code for a protein of 323 amino acids.
AUACCCCCCCGACUGCUCAUGAACGCGCUAGUGAGGAAUUCAACUCACCAACAUUCAACCAAGAGACGCCGGUAUAACAUUGUCAACGUAACCUGAAAAUCCAAUCUCAGCUUGACCCCAUUUCCACCUCGGUUCACAUCUUAAGCCUGAAACACAUCUCAACAACAACUGAACCCCUGCAACGACUAUUAGCCUCGAGAUAUACACGAAUCUGGACUUGCAGGUCACGUCACUCUACCAAUUUGACAUAUACAACAACAUCCCUGUCAACCAAUUCACCAUGGUUCAACUGCUCCCAGACCCAGCCUUUUCCCCCGCUGGAACCCCGACGCACGAGGGCAUCGAUGGUCCUCUUGCAAAGCGACCUGGUUUCGGCAGGACAGACUCUUCGGGGUCAAUGUCCCGGGAGGAACAUGCCCGACGCAUGCAGGACCUUAACAAGAAGCGAGCGAUGAGGGUCCCCAGGCGAGGAUGGUCAAUGACCGACUACCAGGGCGACCACGACGCCUCGCAGCCCGGACAAUCGAGCUCCUCUCAAGUUGACCGGCAAGCGUCUAUUCCAGAAAACGGGCCCCUCCCUGAUACGGAACACUACCACUACCAACAUUACCAGCAUCAUCAACAUCAACACCAACACCAACAACACCAGGAGCCUGAAGCCCCGGUCCAAGAGAAAACGACCGAGCUUCCUCGUCGGCCCAAGCUGCCUCCUCCCCGUCGCUCGUACUCUGUCAUGGACUACGAGCCUGUUCCUCAGACUCAGCCCCAGCCACCAAAGGAUUACACAUUGCUGGACCUCCCCGCUGAGCUUCAUUACACCAUCUUUGACCACCUCGACCCUAUCGAUAGCGUUUGCUUCGGACUCACAAACUCCAACUUUUACGAAAUCCACCGACGACUGCACGGAACUGUUCCUCUCUCCAGCCGCUACUCGGGACCCAACGACAUGGAAUGGGCAUGGCGAGGGGCCGGCCCUCUUGUCCAUCGCCAUGAGCGAAAUGACCACAAGGAGGGCCCCAUGGAGCAAAUGCGCGUCAAGGGACAGGUCUACUGCAGGAAGUGCGGUAUCUCCCGUUGCGAGCUGCACCGUCACCUGAAGGAGUGGAUGGGCGAAGGCUACGAAUACUGCUCCAUCAAGGAGGUUUAUGGCAAGCCCGCCGGAGAGGACGCCAAGGCUUACUGCUACAUGAAGUCACCCAAGAACCCUUCGCGAUGCGGACGUCACGGAGGAAAGAAGAUUGCAUCGAAGUAAAAGAUCUAGACCCAAGAUGAUUCUAGACACGAUAGAAGGAUACAGAAGAAAGUGAUGGAAGGGAUGAAAGAGACCAUGACGAAAUGAGAGCGAAGAUCGGGCAACGAAAAAAGAAGGUGUUGAGAGAUAUCCACGGAGUGCAAUGACGCACAUACCGUACCUAUUUUCCUUUUCGACUGGGUUUAAUUAAUCCAUGUAUACAUCUACUGGGAACUUUUUUAUUUAUGAGCGUGGCUAACAGGGGGAUUAUGGAUAUCCCAGGGUUUACGGAUGGGAUCAUGAUGGAACACAUGGGAGGAAAAAGGAGAACUUGCUCCCGGUAAUAUGACGUAAUAUGACAAUGCCACAACAUUCC